AUGAAGUUCGUCGGCGCUACUUUCGUUAUCUCUUCCCUUCUUGUUGCAUCCGUGUCUGGUGCACCAGCUCAGCUGGUCAGGCGCGGGGUCGACCCCAACCUGGUACCCCAGUUUGGUAUCCAAGCAGGAAUAAAUCCCACCGGAACUGGUGAUUGUGAUGGAAUCACAAAUGCGGCUGGACAAGUCGUCAAAAUCCCAUGCUCCUGUCCUCCUGACCGUGGUUCCUUUAUCGCGUCCUUGAGCGGCAAUGUUGCCGCUGGACAAGUUGUCAACAAUCCAAGUGUCAAGGUGUCAUUCCCCACCGACAACUCCAAGGCCUCGCAAUUGGCACGUAUUCAGACGGCUAUCGUUACCCUUCAGAACCUCAGGGGUCCCGGUGUUGGUUGUCCCGCUGCGUCCACUACCUUCCUUGCUCAGCAGAAGGCCAUCGCUGCUGGGCCUGAUACCGGGUCACCCGCACCAGCGCCAGCACCUGCGUCUCCCGCACCAGCACCUGAGUCACCAGCAUCGGCACCAGCAUCCCCAGCACCUGCGCCCGCUGGUGGUGUUGAUCCCAACCUGGUCCCCCAAUUUGGCCUCCAAGCAGGGUUAAAUCCUACCGGGACCGGUGACUGUGACGGAAUCAAAAACGCGGCUGGACAAGUCGUCAAGAUCCCAUGCUUCUGCCCUCCUGAUCGCAACUCCUUCAUUGCUUCCCUGAGUGCCAACGUAGCCGCUGGGCAUGCCGUCAAUAACCCAGGCGUCGCAGUUUCGUUCCCCACUGACAACUCGAAGGCCUCGAAGUUAGCACGCAUUCAAGCAGCCCUCGUCACUCUCCAGAACCUUAGAGGUCCUGGUGUUGGCUGCCCCGCCGCUUCCACUACCUUUGUUGCCCAACAACAAGCCAUUGCAGCUGGGAAUUAGUUACGCCCUUUUCGCCUUCACUCGUUUCUUAGGGAUAUAGAGUAUUCGUUCAAUGUACUUCUUCAACCUGGG
Laccaria bicolor S238N-H82 is the source of this 975-nucleotide messenger RNA. RefSeq lists its product as uncharacterized. The record is from RefSeq and is a predicted model, not a curated record. The transcript is spliced from 3 exons. Bases 1 to 903 code for a protein of 300 amino acids. NCBI's taxonomy places the organism in Eukaryota, Fungi, Basidiomycota, Agaricomycetes, Agaricales, Hydnangiaceae.